Messenger RNA from Anolis sagrei ordinatus, 2286 nucleotides. The record is from RefSeq and is a predicted model, not a curated record. NCBI's taxonomy places the organism in Eukaryota, Metazoa, Chordata, Lepidosauria, Squamata, Anolidae.
AGGAGCCAAGGCUACCCAACCUUGAAGGAGGAGGAGAGUACAAUAAAACGUGGGGCAGGAGAAGUGUUGGAUUCCCAAGCAGAAUGGGUCAGGAUGCCCUGGAGGAGAAGGCCUUCAGAGCAGACCUUCAAGGCCAACGCUUCCGGCAUGUCCACUAUGAGAAGGCCUUGGGGCCCCGAGAGGUGUGCAGCCGCCUCCACUCUCUCUGCCGCCUGUGGCUGAAGCCUGAGGAACAUACAAAGGCAGAGAUGCUGGACCUGGUGAUCCUGGAGCAGUUCCUGGCCGUCCUUCCUGCGGAGAUGGAGCGCUGGGUGAGGGAAUGUGGGGCAGAGACCAGUUCCCAGGCCGUGGCCUUGGCUGAAGGCUUCCUCCUGAGUCGGGCCCAAGAGGAGAAGGUGCUUCAGGAAGAGCGGCAGGAGAGAGAUGUCCUUCAAACCCAGGAGGCCCCACCAGACACCAGCCAGACCUUCCUUUCCAGGUGGAUCAAGCUGGAGGAGGACACAAGAGCUAUUCCACCAGCGGAGGAGCCAAGGAUGCUGAGAAACUGCAAUCACUCAUCUCUUUGUGAAGCAGGAGAAAUGGCCUCCAUGGAACGGGAUCAGGUGAACUUGGAGGAUGUAUCUGUACGUUUUAGCGAGGAGGAGUGGACCCUGCUCGAUCGGCAUCAACGGGCCCUACACUGGGAGGUCAUGGCAGAGAAUUAUAAGAUGCUGGCCUCUUUGGGUGGUGCUGGGCAAUGGAGUGAAAAUGAGGGAGGCCCAUGUAGAGUGUGGCUGAAAGCAGCUAGAUAUCAAGAGGGGAAUGAAGGAAGCCAGGGACUGGAAGUAGAAGAAUACAGAAGGAUGCAUUGCAUUGCUGACACCAGAGAAAUCCACAUCCAAGAAACAGUUGACAAAAGCAAGGAGAUCACGAACAGCCUUGUCUAUGAGAAUGGUUUCUUCUGUCAGGAAUCAUACUUGAAUGCAAAUAUCACAGACCAAAUAGAAAAAGGACAAACUAAACCCCAUCACUUGGAAGAAAGCUAUGGGUCUUGUAUAAACCUUACAAACUAUGAAAAGCCACAGAUUGUGAACAAGACAUAUAAAUGCCUGGAUUGUGGGAAAUGCUUUUCUCGAAAAGGAAGCCUAAAUAGACACCAAAAAUGCCACAUGGGAGAGAAGCCACAUGUAUGCCUCGAGUGUGGAAAAGGCUUUGCUGAAAAGAGAACUCUCAUUGGACACGAAAGGAAUCACAGAGGAGAGAAACCCUAUAAAUGCCUGGAGUGUGGGAAGAGUUAUAUCCAAAAAUGUGGUCUCAGAGUUCACCAAGAGUGUCAUACAGAAGAACGAGAAAAGAAUAUUAGCUGCACAUCAGUCCUCAAAAGUGUCCAAAACAGUCAUAUAGAAAAGAAAUCACACACAUGUCUGGAGUGUGGGAAGAGGUUUCGUUGGAAAUCAGGUCUCAAGAAACACCAAAAUACCCACUCGGGAGAAAAGCCACACGAAUGCCUCGAGUGUGGGAAAGGCUUCCGUGCCAAAAGAGAUCUCAGCCUACACCAAAAAACCCACACAGGAGAGAAGCCAUAUAAAUGCCCGGAGUGUGGGAAAGGCUUUGUUGACAAGAGAAGCUUCAUUGGGCACGAGAUGAAUCACAGAGGAGACAAUCCCUACAAAUGCCUGGAGUGCGGGAAAGGCUUCAUCCACAAGAGGAGUCUCUUCCAGCACGAAAUGAAUCACAGAGGAGAGAAACCAUAUCGGUGCCUGAAGUGUGAGAAGAGCUUUAGCUGCAAAGCGGUCCUCAAGAAACACCAGAAUCGGCACAUGGAAGGAAAAUCACACACAUGUCCGGAAUGUGGGAAGAGUUUCCAGUGGAGAGCAAACCUCAGGACGCAUGAAAAAACCCACAUAGGAGAGAGGCCGCCAAGCAAGGCUCAAGGCACAUCAACAAACCCACAUGGGAGAGAAGCCGUGUGAAUGCCUGGAGUGUGGGAAAGGCUUUGCCGAAAAGAGAACUCUCGUUGGGCAUGGAAGAUGCACAGACAGAGGCCUGGGAUGUGGGAAGAGUUACUGUAUAUCCUCAAGACUAAUUUUUCAGCCUCAAAAGAUCCUUCUCAAAAGACCCUUGCCAAUUAUCGUCCUGUCUCUAAUCUUCCAUUCUUAGGUAAGGUGAUAGAGUGGGCUGUAUUGGGACAAUUGCAGCAAUUUCUGGAUGAUACAGCCGGCCUGGGCCCUUUCCAGUCAGGUUUUCACCCGGGUCAUGGGACGGAGACGGUUUUGGUUGCUAUUACAGAUUAACUUCAUCGCCAGU